AUGCCAGAGUUAAUUCACACGUUACUUCAACUACACUAUGAGCAGUUCUUGGUCGCCCAAUUUGAUGAUCCAGACUACUUGAGGGUGUUUCUAAGUCCUCAGAUGAGCACUCCCGAUGAUCCGGUGAUCCAUAGUCCACCACCAAUCGGCUCCGCUGGUUUGAAUGGAUAUCCAGCCGGGAUCAAAAUGGAGGAGCCGACAUCUGGCUCGUGCACUUCGCCAGAAGACGCUAAUAUGGAUCCGUCGUCUGAGGAGAGCCGGCGACGACAAAAGACGUGUAGGGUAUGCGGCGAUCACGCGACGGGUUACAAUUUCAACGUGAUCACUUGUGAGUCGUGCAAGGCUUUCUUUCGCAGAAAUGCGCUUCGCCCAAAGGAGUUCAAAUGCCCGUACUCUGAGGAUUGCGAGAUCAAUCCAAUUAGUCGCCGAUUCUGCCAAAAGUGCCGAUUGAGAAAGUGCUUCACUGUUGGGAUGAAGAAGGAAUGGAUUUUAAAUGAGGAGCAACUCCGCCGGCGGAAAAACUCCAGACUUAAUAACCAGUCAAACUCGAAACGAGUUCAGCAUCAUCAAUCCCAGCACCCACCCGCACAGCAGAAUCAUCCAUCGGUAGCUGUCUACGUAAGAAUUACUCGGCCAUUGUCUAUUAACCCUUUAGAGAACCAAAUGCUUCAUCAUAUUCAAAAUCGGCAAAACGUUAUGCCACAGUUGAUGAGUCCGCCUGGACCUCCACAACCAUAUUCAUUAACCUCGCCAGUUGGCUCAACGUCAUCUGAAUCACCGCCUUCAAGAAAUCUUACAAUGAUGUACGUCGAUCGAAGUCCGGAAGGGUAUGAUCCGAACAUGAUGUCACAUCGUGUGCAAGCGCCGAUCAUGCAGACACCGGAGGUGAAGUUUGAUGCUGACGGGAAGGUCGUUCUGAGCGCUGAAGAGUACAAGCAGCUACUUGCUAAGAUCCCUCCAGGCGCAAUAAAUAGUGGAGACGAUGAGCCGCAUACAAAACGCACCGCUUAUGCUCAACAACUUCCACCCUCAAAUCAGCAUACUCCUCCAUAUAGUGCUCCAAUGAGUGACAUGACACUGUCCCGAAACAAUUCCACAUCAUCGGGAUCAGAUAAUUUGUAUCACGGCACCAACGGCAACCAGACCUACUUCGAUCUUGCUUCUUUUGGAAUGGGCAUGGCGACCGCCACUGGAGACGGAGACGCCGCUGAAGAGAUGUAUCGCCAAAUGAAUCGCUUCUGCGAUAACAUCAUCCAAUCGGCGCUCGAAAGCCCAGAGAAUGUCGCUCCAACUAUUGACCAUCAUCAACCAAUGACCCCUUUACCAAAAAGCGACGUUCUCUCGGCCAACGAACUCAAAGUGCUCGACACUGUUCGCGAGGCGUUUGGUGGAAUGGAUGAGCAAAUGGAGGAGGGACGUCAGCUCGCUUCGUUCUUGCGAAAAGAGAAGACUCCAGCCGACAUUAUGAACAUCAUGGAUGUCACCAUGCGCCGUUUCGUUAAGGUUGCCAAGUGCAUCCAGACUUUCCGCGACAUCUCACAGGAGGGAAAGUUCUCCCUUCUCAAGGGUGGAAUGAUUGAGAUGCUCACUAUUCGCGGAGUCUGCCGCUAUGAUGCCGCCACCAACUCAUUCAAGACCCCAACAAUCAAAGGAGUUGAUGUCUCGAUCAAUGUUGAUGAGAUGUUUGCCAAACUUAACGCCAACGCCCAGGCUCAGAAGCAGAAAUGUUUGGAGUUCUUCCGCUUUUUCGACGAGGAGAUUAAGAAGAAUGAUCUUGCGGUAAAUCUUGUGAUGCUCAUUGUCCUCUUUUCGAUUCGUCACGACCCACCAAUGAGUGAACGCGAUGUGACGUUGAUUUCAAACGAGCGUCAGAAGUACAUGUCGCUUCUCGGCCGCUAUUUGGAAUCGCUGUAUGGCAAUGGAGCCAAGAGAAUCUUCGAUCGUGUCCCACGUGCUCUUGCGAUGCUUAACGACAUUGCUAGAAACGCUGGAAUGCUCUUCAUGGGAACCGUCCGCAACGGAGAGGCUGAGGAGCUACCAAAGGAGUUCUUCCGCAUCGAAUAA
Caenorhabditis bovis is the source of this 2064-nucleotide messenger RNA. NCBI's taxonomy places the organism in Eukaryota, Metazoa, Nematoda, Chromadorea, Rhabditida, Rhabditidae. The record is from the annotation of a GenBank genome assembly.